Messenger RNA from Parnassius apollo (apollo), 1368 nucleotides. NCBI's taxonomy places the organism in Eukaryota, Metazoa, Arthropoda, Insecta, Lepidoptera, Papilionidae. The record is from the annotation of a GenBank genome assembly.
AUGUGCCGAAUUUUUAACGCGGAAACUGCUCGACUCGAGAAACUAAACAAGGCAUCAGACUUCAACGUCCACAUGAACCAUAACAAUCAAAAAAAGCAAGAACACAACAGAAUGAAAAGGAACGUGAAUCCAGCUCUUACAGAAAAUGCAUAUGAUAUGGAACGAGUGGAACGCAUUGUAGACAAAUUGUACGAUGAUAUGGAAGAACACGGACAAAAGGUUACAUAUAGACAAAGGCGUAUCAACACUGUAACAACAGACAAGACAAUAAUCAAUACAACAGCAAGGCGAUUAUUCUUCGCACCAGCAGAACUCUUGGGACCCGUGGGAUAUGUUAUCGACAACGGAACAUCAAAGGAGGAGGAGCAUAAAAAACCUGCCAUAACAGCCUGGCACAAGAAAUGGAAGCAUGGCAUUGUUCCUUAUUUCAUCGAUCCAAAUACCUACGGUUAUAAAAAGUACUUCGCAAUUCGCCCUGAUGAUGCAUUGUCGAGUCUUCCAUAUGAUUAUGCUAGUGUUCUUCACUAUCCUGCUCGAGCUUUCUCUAAGAAUGGUCAAGCUACAAUACUUACUAAGGGUGAUAUAAAAAUCGGUCAACGUGAAUUACUUAGCAAAAUUGAUGUGGAAAAAGUUGGUAUCAUUUAUGAUCAGGAAUGUUUAGAACGAAAUCGACAAUAUCUUUUAAGAACUUGUCCUAGUGUUGUAAAAGUUAAUAAUACUGAACCCAAAAGAGCAACAGAAGAAGAAAUUAAUAGCUACUUUAAAGAUAGAAUCUGGCCUCUCGGGAUGAUAAGCUAUAAAUUGAGGGACAGACUCGAAUUUUCUACUGAAGAAAGAGAAAACAUAAAAGCGGUCAUUCGUCACAUAGAAAAAGAAACGUGCAUUAAAUUCAACGACCUUACAGAAACUAAUGAUACUAAGGUAGUGGAGCCAACCACCACUACAAUUGCGACUAAUAGUAAUAAAACCAAUAAAUUGAAAAUUGAAAGUAAUGAAAUAACUACUCCAGGGAUAAGUGACAAUGAAAUCAAAGAAAGUGACAUAUCAGAUAUAGAUAAAUCUGUAAUUACAAGAUUGAGUUCUCAAGAAAAUUCUGAAGAAAGCCAACAAAUCGAGAAAGAAAUGAAAGAGAAACUUCCACCAGCAGCUGCUGCCGGUUUUCCUUAUGACUACCAAAGCGUCAUGCAUUAUCCAUGGUUACAAAUCAAAAAUGGUGUCACCAGCAUUAUGUACCCUAUAUGGAAUGAUGGGUGGGCAAUGGGUCAUUGGCAAGGUCUUAGCUCAACAGACGUUCAGAAAUUAAAUCGUAUUUAUGCUGGACAAUGCACUAAAUAUCUGAAACUGGCGAAUGCUGACGAAUACAGAUAA